This is a messenger RNA of Felis catus (domestic cat), 4315 nucleotides long. RefSeq names its product mitogen-activated protein kinase kinase kinase 11 (gene MAP3K11). Bases 1187 to 3784 code for a protein of 865 amino acids. The transcript has 12 exons. The record is from RefSeq and is a predicted model, not a curated record. Gene Ontology annotation, cellular component: centrosome. NCBI's taxonomy places the organism in Eukaryota, Metazoa, Chordata, Mammalia, Carnivora, Felidae. Gene Ontology annotation, biological process: microtubule-based process; protein phosphorylation; positive regulation of apoptotic process. Gene Ontology annotation, molecular function: JUN kinase kinase kinase activity; protein binding; ATP binding.
AGCUCAAAAGUGGUAGCGCUCGAGCGCAUGCGCACACCUAGGCGUUGUCAACACAGUAGACACCCCUGGGCGGAACCGAAGGGUUAGUUGAUGAGUGGCCACUGGGUGACGGCGGAAUUAAUUGGCACAAAACUCUCCCAAGACAGGCGCAAGGCAAUUGGAGUCCAUCCAGCGGCUGUGAGGGCGAUUUAGCUAUUCUGAAUCCAAUCGCGGGGCGAAAUUCUGGAAGACAGUCUCAGGUUUCAGCCCACUGGGGAAGGGGCAUGAAGAACCGGAUUGUUUUCCAGCUCUACAAAGCAGAGCUUCUAGUCUCUGUUUCAGCUAUGAAGGGAAUGAGGCGAAGAGAAGAUGAGUCACACAGUCCUUCAACUUCGGAGCCAAGACUAGACUCGGCUUUGCCCCACUCCCAAGCCAGGUUCUUUACCCCGUUUUGCUGAUGCGGAUGCAGAGGGGAUGAUGGCCUGUCCUUAGCAAAGACCAACCUUGACCCUGAACCUCCUGCGAUGGGCGGUCGGGACUACCCAUCCCCUCAUUGCCCGCCUACCCGGGAACUCCCGGGACCUGCUCCGGCAGCCUCUGGGAGGGGAGCAGGGCUACCCGCCCGCGUCAUCUGAUGCUGUUUCCUGCAGGAGGGAGAAGAGCGGAAAAAAGUGAAACUCCACCCUCCACCUCUGCCUCCCGCCCCCGGGGCCAAAGUACAAAGGGAGGAGGAAGAAGGGAACGGGGUUGGAGCCGUCGGGCUGAGGGAGCCGGGCUGGGAAGCGGCAGCUCGGCCCAACUAGGGACACUCCAGCCACCCCCUGCGCAAAAAGACCCAACCGGAGUCCAGGCGCUGCCCCUUGCUGGCCCCACCUUACACUUGGCGAGUGCCGGAGCCAGCCUCCCAGGACUGCUCCAGGACUGAGGGACUUUCGGGCCCCUCCAAGCUGGCCAUGGUGAGACGCCGGAGGCCCCGGGGUCCCACCCCCAGAGCCUGACCACACUGCCCUGGGUGGCCCUCUAGAAGCCCGAGAUGCGGGGGGCCGGGAGGCAAUACUCCUGGCUCCCCAGAGAGGUUUGGGUCUGGGGCUGAGGGCCAGGGCCCGGAUGCCCGGGUUCCGGGACUAGGGCCUUGGCAGCCAGCAGGGGUGGGGACCAGGGGCACCCAGGGAAGGUACCCCACUUGCCCCAGUAUCGGGUCCCAGCCAUGGAGCCCUUGAAGAACCUCUUUCUCAAGAGCCCGCUGGGGUCGUGGAACGGCAGCGGCAGUGGGGGCGGUGGGGGUGGCGGCGGAGGAGGCUGGCCAGAGGGGUCCCCGAAGACAGCGGCUUAUGCCAACCCUGUUUGGACAGCCCUGUUUGACUACGAACCCAAUGGGCAGGAUGAACUGGCCCUGAGGAAGGGCGACCGUGUGGAGGUGCUGUCCCGGGAUGCAGCCAUCUCAGGCGAUGAGGGCUGGUGGGCGGGCCAGGUGGGCGGCCAGGUGGGCAUCUUUCCAUCCAACUAUGUGUCUCGGGGCGGUGGCCCGCCCCCCUGCGAGGUGGCCAGUUUCCAAGAGCUGCGGCUGGAGGAGGUGAUCGGCAUCGGUGGCUUCGGCAAGGUCUACCGCGGCAGCUGGCGAGGUGAACUGGUGGCUGUGAAGGCAGCUCGCCAGGACCCCGAUGAGGACAUCAGUGUGACAGCGGAGAGCGUGCGCCAGGAGGCCCGGCUUUUUGCCAUGCUGGCACACCCCAACAUCAUUGCCCUCAAGGCCGUGUGCCUAGAGGAGCCCAACCUGUGCUUGGUGAUGGAGUAUGCGGCCGGUGGGCCCCUCAGCCGUGCCCUGGCUGGGCGACGUGUGCCCCCGCAUGUUCUGGUCAACUGGGCUGUGCAAAUCGCCCGCGGGAUGCACUACCUGCACUGUGAGGCCCUGGUGCCCGUCAUCCACCGAGACCUCAAGUCCAACAACAUUCUGCUGCUGCAGCCCAUUGAAGGUGAUGACAUGGACCACAAGACCCUGAAGAUCACUGACUUCGGACUGGCCCGAGAGUGGCACAAAACCACACAAAUGAGUGCUGCGGGCACCUAUGCCUGGAUGGCCCCUGAGGUUAUCAAGGCCUCCACUUUCUCUAAGGGCAGCGAUGUCUGGAGUUUUGGGGUGCUGCUGUGGGAGUUGCUGACUGGGGAGGUGCCCUACCGUGGUAUCGACUGCCUUGCUGUAGCCUACGGAGUAGCUGUCAACAAGCUCACACUGCCCAUCCCAUCCACCUGCCCUGAGCCCUUCGCACAGCUCAUGGCAGACUGCUGGGCGCAGGACCCCCACCGCAGGCCCGACUUUGCCUCCAUCCUGCAGCAGCUGGAGGCGCUAGAGGCGCAGGUCCUGCGGGAAAUGCCGCGGGACUCCUUCCAUUCCAUGCAGGAAGGCUGGAAGCGUGAGAUCCAAGGCCUUUUCGACGAACUGCGGGCCAAGGAAAAGGAACUUCUGAGCCGCGAGGAGGAGCUGACCCGCGCGGCGCGUGAGCAGCGGUCACAGGCAGAGCAGCUACGGCGGCGCGAGCACCUGCUGGCUCAGUGGGAGCUGGAGGUGUUCGAGCGCGAGCUGACGCUGCUGCUGCAGCAGGUGGACCGGGAGCGGCCGCACGUGCGCCGCCGCCGCGGCACCUUCAAGCGCAGCAAGCUCCGCGCGCGAGACGGCGGCGAGCGCAUCAGCAUGCCCCUCGACUUCAAACACCGCAUCACCGUGCAGGCCUCACCCGGCCUGGACCGGAGAAGAAACGUCUUCGAGGUUGGGGCUGGGGACUCGCCCACCUUCCCCCGGUUCCGGGCCAUCCAGUUGGAGCCUGCUGAACCAGGCCAGGCAUGGGGCCGCCAGUCCCCUAGACGUCUGGAGGACUCCAGCAACGGAGAGCGGCGAGCCUGCUGGGCCUGGGGCCCCAGUUCCCCCAAGCCUGGGGAAGCUCAGAAUGGGAGGAGAAGGUCCCGCUUGGACGAAGCCACGUGGUACCUGGAUUCAGAUGACUCAUCCUCCUUGGGAUCUCCUUCUACACCCCCAAUGCUCAAUGGUAACCCCCCGCGGCCGAGCCCGGAGCCCGAGGAGCCUCGGCGCCCAGGCCCCGCGGAGCGCGGUAGCGGCUCCGGGACGCCCAAGCUGAUCCAGCGCGCGCUGCUGCGCGGCACAGCCCUGCUCGCCUCCCUGGGCCUGGGCCGCGACCUGCAGCCGCCGUCGCCGUCGCCGUCGCCGGGCGGCCCGGGCCGCGAGCGUGGGGAGCCCUCGCCAAUGCCCCGCGCGCCGCUGCCUACACCGUCAGCCGCCGAGCCACCCCCCUCCCAGCUCAUCCGCUUCUCCCCCAAGAGGCCCGACGCCCCCCCCUCCCCGCUGAGCCCGGACGCCCCCGGCCCGCCCACCCCUGCGCCCCUGCUGCUGGAGCUGGGAGUCCCCGUGGGCCAGCUGUCAGCCAAGAGCCCCCGGCGCGAGGAGGAGAGGCGCGGAAGUGCUGUCUCACCGCCGCCAGGGAUAUCACGCUCUGCUCCUGGCACGCCAGGCACCCCACGCUCACCGCCCCUGGGCCUCAUCAGCCGACCUCGACCCUCACCCCUUCGCAGCCGCAUCGACCCGUGGAGCUUCGUGUCAGCCGGGCCACGGCCUUCGCCUUUGUCCUCGCCACAGCCUGCGCCCCGCCGGGCACCCUGGACCUUGUUCCCGGACUCGGACCCCUUCUGGGACUCUCCACCUGCCAACCCCUUCCGGGGGGGCCCUCAGGACUGCAGGGCACAGACCAAAGACAUAGGUGCCCAGGCCCCGUGGGCGCCAGAGGCAGGGCCCUGAGUGGGCUGGGCUGCUCCCCCACGCUCCAGCUGCCCUACAGGAGCCACAGUAUACACUGGAACGGGAGCCGGGCGAGCCUCUGUAGCUGCCUUGGUUUCCCCCAGGGACCCCACCCCCUUUGGGGGUCAGGAACACUACACUGCACAGGAAGCCUUCACACUGGAGGGGGGGAGCCUGCACCCCCCCACACCUGCAACCUGUGGGUCCCCCGACUCACCUGCCCCGUUGGGGCCCAACACUGUACCCAGCUGGUUGGGAGGACCAGAGCCUGUCUCAGGGAAUCGCCCCCAGGGGUGGUGCAGGAAGGAGGGGAAGUACAGGGGAGAGGGGCUGGCCUCGGCUGUCACCAGCACUCUUGACCAAGCCCUGCUACUGUGGCCCCCGCCCCAGGGCUUAGUGCCCGGGUGCCCCCACCCCUGCCCUGGGGGUCCUCUGGGGCCAGGACUCUCUGGGUGCCCUCCUGCUGCCCCGGCCAGGGUUGGGGCCUCGGCCUCAGGAUCCUAUGAAGCCAAAUAAACUCCCCGAGCUGUC